UAAACCCAAAACCCUCACUCAGCUCUUUUUGCCAUCUUCUUCUUGGUUCUCAUUCGCCUCUUUUGGCGGAACAUCUUAUUGUUUCGAGGGGUUGUUGUUCAGUUUCAAGGUUUCUUGCUUUUUUGUUUUUACUAGUUUCAAUCUGCAGCCAUGGGAAAAGCAAAAAAGGCCCCCAAAUUUGCUGGCAUGAAGAAAAUAGUCACUCAAAAAGCUAUUAAACAUUACAAGGACCAAGUUUUGAACCCUAACAAGAAGGACCUCAGCAAGGAAAAACUCCCCAGAAACGUGCCGAACGUUUCUUCAGCUCUUUUCUUUACACACAACACCUCCUUGGGACCGCCUUAUCGUGUUUUGGUUGAUACCAACUUCAUCAAUUUCUCCAUCCAGAACAAAUUGGAUCUGGAGAAGGGAAUGAUGGACUGCUUAUAUGCAAAAUGCACUCCUUGUAUCACAGAUUGUGUGAUGGCUGAGCUUGAAAAAUUGGGCCAAAAGUACCGUGUAGCUUUGAGGAUUGCUAAGGAUCCUCGUUUUGAAAGAUUGCCAUGUGUCCAUCAAGGAACCUAUGCUGAUGACUGUAUUGUUGAGAGAGUUACACAGCACAAAUGCUUCAUUGUUGCUACAUGUGAUCGGGACUUGAAGAGAAGGAUUCGUAAGGUUCCUGGUGUGCCAAUUAUGUAUGUCACUCAGCACAAGUACUCAAUUGAACGACUUCCUGAAGCAACCAUUGGUGGAGCUCCAAGAUUUUGACAUGCAAGUAUUGAUAUUUCAGUAGCAGUGAUCUCUGGGUUCAAUUUUGAUACGAUGAGAUAAAGUAGUUGAGGUUGUAGAUGGGCUAUAUAUUAUAUAUAGCUAAACAUUUAUUUGCCCAACCUAUGUAAUCAGCACCUCUCCCAGUGUUUUAUUUACUCUUUUCCAGAUUAACAUAGUGCAUGUCUUCGAUAGGUGAUCUUAAUGGGUGAUAAUUUGAGAGGCGUAUACUAUUUUAACAGUAUAAUACACUGUACUUGUUUAUGACAAUUGUAGUCAUAUUUCUUACUUCGAUAAUCUGAAUUUGCUACUAAUUGGAUCCA
Molecule: messenger RNA, 1070 nt
Organism: Gossypium raimondii (Peruvian cotton)
Lineage: Eukaryota; Viridiplantae; Streptophyta; Magnoliopsida; Malvales; Malvaceae
Exons: 9
Coding region: 151-747 (198 amino acids)
Cellular component (GO): nucleolus; small-subunit processome
Source: RefSeq, a predicted model, not a curated record